AUGAUUGCAAAAGCAACACACUUGUGUAUUCACGUUGUCAAAGCGUUCACCCUCCGGUGUAAAUGCGAUAUCCAGUCCUCUAUGCAUCGAUCAGAAGGAACUCUGCCACAUCAUGGACCACCUGGGCAAAUUCAAGGCUACCCCAACCCUGCCCAGACCCCACAUUCUAGUUGCAGUAAAAGUUGUUUACCUGGGUACAGAAAGUCACCAAGAAAAGGUGCUAAAUCCUGCUGCUAUGAUUGCAUUGCAUGCCCGGAGGGUGAGAUAUCAAACCAAACAGAUAUGGAAUCAUGUACCAAAUGUCCAGAAAGUCAGUGGCCUAACACAAACGGAGACAAGUGCAUUUAUAAAGUCAUAACUUAUCUGUCUUAUGAAGAACCACUGGGAAUGCUCCUAGCAUCAAUCUCUGUUCUGUUUGCUCUUUUUACUUGUUUAAUAACUAUAAUUUUUACUAAAUACAGAACCACACCGAUUGUGAAAGCCAAUAACCGAGAUCUUAGUUACAUACUGCUCUUCUCUCUGAAGAUGUGCUUCCUCUGUAAUUUAAUAUUUAUUGGUCAUCCACUUCACAUUACCUGUAUUCUAAGACAAACAGUCUUUGGAGUUACCUUUUCUAUCUCUGUCUCUGCCAUCCUAGCUAAAACUUUGACUGUUGUCAUCGCAUUUAAUGCCACCAAACCUGGGAGCAAAUUAAAGAAGUGGGUGGGAGCCACUGUAUCUAACUCAGUAGUGAUUGUCAGCUCUAUGAUUCAAGUUGUAAUUUGUGCUUGUUGGUUGGGAAUUAAACCACCAUUUCUAUACUAUAACAUGAACGAUGAGAUAGGAAAGAUAGUAGCUCAAUGUGAUGAAGGUUCUAUCAUUGGAUUUUACUGCAUUCUGGGAUAUAUGGGAUUUUUGGCAUUUGCAAGUUUCACAAUUGCUUUCUUUGCUAGGAAGUUACCUGACAUUUUCAAUGAAGCUAAGUUUAUCUCAUUCAGCAUGUUAGUGUUUUGUAGUGUCUGGAUAUCAUUUAUUCCAGCAUACCUGAGCACCAAAGGGAAAUAUGUUGUAGCAGUAGAAAUAUUUUCUAUACUGGCUUCUAGUACUGGAAUUCUGGGUUGCAUAUUUGUGCCCAAGUUAUAUAUAAUUCUUAUCAGACCUGAAAGAAACACUAAAGGGUUUAUAACAAGAAAGUGA
Molecule: messenger RNA, 1176 nt
Organism: Bombina bombina (fire-bellied toad)
Lineage: Eukaryota; Metazoa; Chordata; Amphibia; Anura; Bombinatoridae
Product: vomeronasal type-2 receptor 26-like
Exons: 4
Coding region: 1-1176 (391 amino acids)
Biological process (GO): G protein-coupled receptor signaling pathway
Cellular component (GO): membrane
Molecular function (GO): G protein-coupled receptor activity
Source: RefSeq, a predicted model, not a curated record